GUCGUGCGACAGCAAACGAGCAACAUGGUGGUGUCUCUGAAUGGAUUACUGUUGACUAGUAAUUACAAGGCGGUUACUGUAAAUAACGCGGUGCUGUAAUUCAUAUACAGUUGGAUCUAUGUGCAAAGGGUUGUCGUGAAGCUGUUUUUCGUACUCUGUCACGUGAUAUGAAAAGACCGUGAUUUUGUAGUUCAGCAGCCCCCUGCCUGGUGGAUGGUUGAUAGUUGCUAAUGGGUGUGAGCAGGCUGGAUGUUAUUUACAGAAAGUGUCUCCUCACCAAACUGUUUAUCCAAGGAUGGGGGAAGCCAGAUGAUUUGAAAAGGAUAUUUGAGUUUAGGAAAUUAAUUGGGAACCGAGAGACAUGCAAGAAUUUAGUUACAAGGGACUAUCCACUAUUCAUUGAUAAGAUACAAGAGCAAACGGACUGUAAGAUCCUAGAUGGGCAUUUCAUUUCUCCUUUGGUACACUUUCUUCCUGGCAUCUUGCCUGCAGAAUCUGUCAAAGCCAGGUUUCAAUUUAUAGUGCCUAAAGAAUGGAGGCGAAAUUACCGACCAGUAUGCAUUCAUCUUGCAGGCACUGGAGACCACUUUUUUUGGAGAAGACGCACAUUAAUGGCUCGUCCAAUGAUAAAAGAGACCGGUAUGGCAUCAUUGUUGCUAGAAAACCCUUAUUAUGGAUACAGAAAACCAAAGGACCAAGUGCGGUCAAGUUUAAAAAAUGUCUCAGACCUGUUUGUGAUGGGAGCAGCUCUGGUCUUGGAGUCUGCUGCUCUUCUGCACUGGCUGGAGAGGGAAGGGUACUGGCCCUUGGGAAUGACAGGCAUAUCCAUGGGUGGACAUAUGGCUUCAUUAGCUGUUACAAACUGGCCUAAGCCAAUACCUCUGAUUCCAUGUUUAUCCUGGUCAACAGCUUCAAGUGUAUUCACAACGGGUGUUUUAAGUAAAUCGAUAAACUGGAGAGAGCUAGAAAAACAGUAUGCCACACAUACAGUAUACGAAGAAGAAAUCAUUAGAAUGCUUGAAUAUUGUGGAACUGAUUCAUUUAAAAUGGGUCAAGACUUUGUAAAGAACUCUCCCACCAGCUUUGGCAAUCUCCAGAAUUUGGACAUCUCCUCUGACAUACUUGACUUUGGUGGGACAGGAACAGGACAGAUGUUGGGGACAGACAGUGCACAUCAGCUCCACACCCACAAGACCACCAUGCGUGCCUCGGGAGCUCAGAAAGUGCGGGGUGUGGAUGAGACGCUGUCUGCUGUAAGCAGCAGCAGCGCCCAUCUAGACAUGCUGAACACGAGUGCUUUUUCAAGGGAGCGCAACAGAAGAUCACCGCAUCAGCAAGAGUCAUUGAACUUCAUGAAGGGUGUCAUGGAUGAAUGUACACACAUAGCCAACUUUUCAGUUCCAGUUGACCCUAGCCUGGUCAUUGUGGUACAGGCCAAGGAAGAUGCCUACAUCCCAAGAACUGGAGUGCGCAGCCUUCAGGAAAUCUGGCCAGGUUGUGAAGUCAGGUUCCUGAACGGGGGACAUAUCAGUGCCUACCUCUUCAAACAAGGGUUGUUCAGGCAAGCUAUCUAUGAUGCCUUUGACCGCUUUAUUCAGAAGUAUUCAGCCAAGACACAUGGUUUACCUUGACUGCGGCUUUUCCCAGCCACACAGCCACACAGCCACACAGACACACACACACACACACACACACACACACACACACACACACACAAAAGAACAAAUUCAUAAAAGAAUACAGAUUUUUUGGACAUCUGUCAAAAGAUAAUGGGUGGUACAAAAUUGUAGAUGGCUACAAACACAACAAUGUAUUAAUGUAAUGAAAGAAUGUUUUAAAAAAAUUAUGCAUUUAAAAUCCCAAAUCAAGUUUUCACAUCCAGUCCUAUCCAGCAUGUGUGGGAGGACCUGCUGGUCGAUUUGCUCUUCAAACAUACGGAUUAGAUCUCUUUGAACAAUGAGGUGUAAUUCUGAGAACUGGCCUUCAGUGCCUGCACUGUUUGCAAGAAACACAUUGCUGUGUCUCUUGUGUCUGUAUCGCAUUCAUAUAUGUUUCUCAUAAUGGAUUGUAAAUCCGCUGGAAAUUUAUUUUGCCUCUUUAACUCGGUAGUGUUCACCAGGAGAAAGAUCAUUUCUCUUAUGAUUACCAUAGUGUAUCCAGAUCAUGCCUCCUCUUUGCAGCAAUGCUGGCUUUCUGUUCUCACAAGUCAUUCAAUUCAGUCAGAGCACCAGCACUAUUGCAGGAGAGCGCAUGAUCUUGAUACACAAUGAUACUUAUAAGAGAAAUUAUCUUUCUCCUGCUGAACGCUCUGGAGUAAAAGUAAAGAACUGAGUAGGAACUGUUCGAGACAAAACUGUGUAGGAGUGAUAUGAACCUUAUCUGGUAGAAAAUGGAUUUCAGUAAGAAUGCCUUUGAAGAAACCAUUUUGGAGGAAGCAUACAUUAUAUUCCCUUUGUUUCACUCCAAUAUGUGUUUUAUUUAGUUUUAUUUUUUUAAUGCAUUUUUAAAAUAUAUUUUUCUGCAUUUAAACAGUAUUCGGUUACGAAAACCAUUGUAGCCAUUCAAUUAACCCUUAGAUGCCUGAUACUCUACUGGCUUAAAAAAAUAAAAAGGCCACUUUAUUAUCAUUUGUUUAUUUAGCAGACGUCUUUAUCCAAGGUGAUUUACAGAGACUAGGGUGUGUGAACUAUGCAUCAGCUGCAGAGUCACUUACAACUACAUCUCACCCGAAAGACGGAGCACAAGGAGGUUAAGUGACUUGCUCAGGGUCACACAAUGAGUUAGUGGCUGAGGUGGGAUUUGAACCGGGGACCUCCGGGUUAUAAGCCCAUUUCUUUAACCACUGGACCACACAGCCACUUUAUACCGGUUAAUUGUAAUUGCUGCCGUUCUAAAAUGAAUACGGCUUCUUCAUACCGCCUAUUGGGUAUCCCCUUGUUCUUAAUCCUGUACCUGAAAUAUAACCAUUAAAGAGUAAUUAGCGGGGUUCUGAAAAAUAUAGUGUUAUACAUCCCCAUGUGUUGCUUCAACCGUUUAAAUAACAUACCUGUCAUUUUUCAUUGUUAAUAUCCUGAAAACAUUUUACACUUCUAACUUUGAAGUCUGUUUCAAAGCUCUUUUCAAAAUGGCCGCUUAGUGCAUUGGGGUUUGAGAUUUGUCCUCUAAAUCAAUGCAGGGAGAGAGAUUUAAAAAAAAAUAAGAGAGGCCUGGCUUUUCUUUUCUGUUCCACAUCAUGGAUCAUUAUUGCUGUGUUACCUGUUUGACUUUAUUUGAAUGAGAACCUUUAUUUUUUUUUUUUUACUUUAUUGCUUACUACUCUUGGAGAUAAAAAACGAUACUUGAUUUGUAAUUUAGUUGAGUUGGGCUGCUUUUGUUGUGGGUGUCCAUUUAAGGCUGUGGAUUGGAGUGCUCCUGAGAUACAGCUGUACAUAUUGUAAGAUGUAUGCAGCUAAGGUGAGGAAUAGUACUUCCUGAAGUGCCAGUAAUGCUAUUUAAAGGGUUACUGGACAUCUGUAUUAUGUUAUAAUACAUUCAUUGCAAACUCUUGCAAAGUCUCUUCUCUGUGCAGUCUGCUUUACCUAUAGGGAUGGGCUGCUUAUAUGUAUGCAAUUUCAAUACCUCUUACCUCAGAAACCAUUUGACACACAGGUGUUGAUAUUUGUAGGGUAUGUAAACACCUGAAGUAGAAAUUGCAAGGGCGCACAACCUACCUGGUAUGACUUCCAUAUUGCAGUCAUGUAACUUCUUGGUCUUCUGACUUUUUGGUUUUUGGAUCAUGGAGACCAAGUCCUAUAGCACUGUACUGACAGUAGAUUGACUGAUUUGGUAUAAGCUUUAAAUAUCAAGUUUAAAGUCCUAGGGGGCACAGAAGGUGAAUGCACAGGGGAUGCUUUGUUCAUUUUCAUAAACACACAAAUGUCUAGUUUUGUUUUAAAAAAAAAAACAAACAAAAAAAAAAAAAAAACUAACAAACAAACAAAUGUUUUAUUACAAACGAAACCUGUGUUUGAUGCUAUUUCUAUGUUGCAGUUCUCAUUAGUCAGGGCUGAUACUGAAUUUUCUUAGGGGUAUUGAGAGGAAUUGUGGAUUAAAUACUUUUACACUUUACACUUUUGUUACAGUAAUAAAUACUGUAACAAUUUUCAGUAUGGAUUACUUUAUUCUUGAUUACUUUUUUAGGUUGCAUUUCUGAAUAUUCUCUCUUCCAGUCACUUUCAAAUCAUGUUAUCCUCCAAUAACACAACACGGUACAGUUUUGAUAAACAAGCGCUUGUCACUGAAUCAAAUGAAAGAUUUGGUUACAGUGAGACUCAGAUCUACCCUACCUAAUGCAUUACAUGUCAACACCCAACAAACAGUGCGCAUUAAUACAGAGGUUAAAUAUUUUCAUAGAAAGGAUCAAAGGAUACUGCACAGGAAGUAACAUUAUAUUGCAUUUAAAUUUUUAUUUAAAUUUGAGCUAAUUACCAAUGCCAAUUUAUUUGUUAACUUUUGUAGGUGAUAACUGCAAUACAACAGCAUGGAGUCCCAUCUAGUUUUGAGUUUCUUAAAGAUCACUAAAAAUAGGGUGGAUACUGAGGGGUUUACAGUAUUGUUUCUGUUUCACUAAGCACAUUUUCCAUUGUACCCAUUUCUAUAAGAAACAACCCUCCAACGUGCACAGUGAGUAAACAUGAAAAUGUCAGGUUAUGAUGCCAACCGUUUUAUUAUAAUAAAACAAAAAACAAACAAGUGUUUUGUCAGUGGAUUACUUGUCACCCAACUAAAUAAUUAAAAAGUGAAUGAUAUCCAGAAGUUAAUUGUGAAGUUUUCAUGGUUCAUAUACUAAAUCAGUAAAUGGUAGAUGUUUAGCAAAACAUUUAAACUGUCCUUGAUUUCUACUUUUCAAAACCUGUAAUGCAAUACAUGACCAAGCCACAUAAUAAACGUAAUUCCAUUGCUCCCUGUUUAUUUUGUAUAUUUUGUGGUUUUCAGGAAGCACAGAAGUAAUGAUCAGUGUGUUUUUUUUCUUUAAUUUUCACUCAUCACCUUAUUGUUCAAUCUAAAAUGGAACCACAUACUUACUGAUGUGUACAUCUACUUUUCCAAUAAAUUGUUAAAUAAA
Molecule: messenger RNA, 5104 nt
Organism: Acipenser ruthenus (sterlet)
Lineage: Eukaryota; Metazoa; Chordata; Actinopteri; Acipenseriformes; Acipenseridae
Gene: abhd18
Product: abhydrolase domain containing 18
Exons: 13
Coding region: 231-1631 (466 amino acids)
Source: RefSeq, a predicted model, not a curated record